CGCGGUUGAUCGCGGUGCGAUCGCGAACGCACUCGACCUUCGCAGGUUUCGUGCAGCGCACACUUUGACGCGAAAUAUCGUAUCGUGCAAGUAGGCAGCGGUGUGGCAGGGAUAGCGUGACAACAGCGGAGAAAGUGCAGCCUUGCGGUGUGUUUGUUUUGUUAUGAUUCGCGUCCGCAUUGUCGAGGCUAAGUCGUGAUACGGUUAAGAAAAUACUUCCAGCGCAGAGAAGCAGAUGAUUCCGAUCGACGAGUGAGAUCCAUGAGAAAGCCGACGCGGCGAUUCUACGCACCGCAGCACGAUGCGAUAGCUUUCACCAGAGACAGGUGCUCGACGACGUCGCCGUCGAAGUGGCGGCGGUGGUGGUGGUCCGUCCGCGACUUGCAAACACGGAAGGAAGCGUGACAGCAGCAGGGCGAGCGUCGCUCCGAGGCUCACCUGCAGUAUGCUCAAGGUUUGCAGACGGGUUCACAUUUCACAGGCGGAUAUGGCAGCAGGUGAGGCCAGCACGGCGAAGCCUCGUCAAGAGAAACAGUACGAUUAUCUGCUCAAAUUCCUGCUGGUCGGUGACAGCGACGUCGGCAAGCAAGAGAUCUUGAGCGGUCUCGAAGACGGUGCUGCAGAGUCGCCGUUCUGCAGUGGCAGCGCUUACAAAACUACCACUAUUCUGUUAGAUGGAAAACGAGUAAAGUUACAAUUAUGGGAUACAUCUGGUCAAGGUAGAUUCUGCACAAUCAUUCGGUCUUACUCCAGGGGUGCUCAAGGUAUUCUCUUGGUGUAUGACAUAACCAAUAAAUGGUCCUUUGAUGGCAUCGAUAGAUGGCUGAAAGAAGUGGAAGAGCAUGCACCUGGUGUGCCGAAAGUAUUGGUAGGCAAUCGUCUUCACUUAGCUUUCAAGAGGCAAGUGGGAGAACGAGAUGCGGAGGCUUACGCUGCUAAAAAUCGAAUGGCGUUUUUCGAAGUCUCGCCUCUCUGCGACUUCAAUAUCCGAGAGAGUUUCUCGGAACUGUCACGCAUGGCGUUGCACAGAAACGGCAUGGAAAGAUUAUGGCGCUCGAAUAAAGUGCUCAGUCUGCAAGAACUGGCGUGUCGCGCGAUAGUGGCUCGAACGACGGUUUACAGUAUCGAACAGCUGCCAUUGCCCAAGUCGAUCAAGUCGUACUUGAAAUCGUACGCGAUGACAACCACGUCCCAGCUGCGCUACAACGGCAACCGUUCGCUGAGCUCCAGCAAGAGUCUCGGCUCGCAUCAUCGGAAAUUACGCUUCGUCGGGGUGGGCCACAACAAUGGACUGUCGACGCCCGGCAGCUCGCCCGGCAGCAUCACGGACUCUCGUACGAGUUGCGUCGGCCGCAACUCCUGCACGGUGUCUUGAAAGUAGCAGAAGGAAGAAAUCAGGGUAGCGGUUACUUACAAAACGACAUGCAGCAACCAGCGCUCUUGCUCUCCCCCUUUCGCCGUUCUGUCGAGAAUUACAAGCGCGUUUCCCGAUGUUGUUUUAUAAUUGAUAGCAACUAAUCGUUAGAUCAUUAGAUUGAGAGUAGUAUAUAUAAAAAUUCCGAUUUGCCACUUGCCAACGUUGACGACAGAUACUUGUUGCGUUUAUUACGAGAGACACAUAUUUCAUAUUGCAUAUAUAUUUUCACAUUCGCGAAUUGUGCACAAUGUGACGAUGAACGAGCUUAAAGAGAAGCAAACUGUCGUAUAUCCGUGCCAUCGGUUGUCCGAAAUAGAGAGAGAGAGAAGAAAGAAAAAAAGGAGAUGCGUACGAUGUGUAAGCAGAAAGAAAUGCUUAAAUAUUAUUAAGUAUCGUCGAUCGCAGAGCUCGUACGACUUUCCAUCGCGUUUAGGAUUACGGAAUAAAAUACGCCCACACAUAUAUCGAUCGAUAUAUACGCGACUCGAGUGUGCCCAUACUUUGAAGUUCUUGUAAGUCGCUUUAAUUUGUUUGGCCGUUGUUUGAAAAGCAUCCUCCCCCCCCCCUCAACCCCUCACAAACGUAUCUCUGAGCGGAAUGGUUUUUUUUUUCUUCAAUUGUAAACUUACGAAAGCAGCGAGUGUAAUGAACUGAAAAGUACAAGUUCGCUAAGUCUACAGUGGUUGUGGCGUAGACUAAUGAUGAUAGCGUAAGUGUAGAAAGUCUAGAGCAGCUAAUUCAGGAUAUAUUAGCGAUAUAUAUAUACAUAUAUAUAUAUAUACAUGGACGAGUCUGAAUAUAUAUUUUCAAUUACUUGUCCUCGCGGAACCUUUUUACUAUUAGAAUCUACCGAUUGCCGACCGCGGAAGAGCUAUAUAUUUUUUAAAGGAACGGUUUUACAAAGAGCAAUAAAUUGACUCUACGGCACGAAUUUUUAUAUUGUAUCGAUCGGAUCGAUCGGAUUUCUUCAAUGUUUUAUUUGUUCUUUUCGUGUGAAUUGCGAAUCACGCGGAGGGAUUCGAUCUUUUUCUUCGCGUCCGGAAAUUCCUCGAUUGCGUUAUUUAAAAAGUAUUAUCUUAUUUAAUUUCACCCGUAAGUGUAAGGAUAAAUUAACUUGUACAGUGUAUGAUUGCAAGAGAUGCGUUUGUGUGUGUAAUAUAUAUAUAGAUAGAAAACACACUCGAUCUCUAAACGAUAUAUCUGUAACAAAUCAACUCGAUGCCAGGAAAGCACAUGAGAUGUAUUUAUAUUACGUUAGACUUAAUUAAAUUAUAUGUGUAUAUAAAAAGAAUUAUUAUAUUAUAAUAUUGUUUUAUAUAAAUAUAACACGAUGUGCUUACUUGUCUGUGAGAUGUAUUAAAUAAACUUAACUUCACAUUAUACACUAUACACAAUGCAUGUAAUCAGUAUGUAAAAAACUUCAGGUAAAUUUCCUACUUUGUAAUUUUUUUUUUCUUCCGAUAAUUGCUUCACAUAUAUAUAUAUAUUUUUUGUUACAAAAGAGAGUAAAAGUUUUUCGUAUACGGAGGAGAUCUAUUUAAGGGGGCCAUGUGAAAACAUUCAAAAAACAAAGGGAGGAAUGAAAAAUGCCGUCCCGUUUGCCAGAAAAUUUGCUUCUAAUUUAAUAGUAAAACAUUUUGUUGUAAGAUAGAAAAUAGAGAGCCUGUUCUAUACGCUUCUUGCUACAUAUGGUAAAACGCAUUUCUAAUUCUAACCAUUAGUUACAGUUAGUUAGUUUAAUCAAUUUUUUUUUUUUUAUUGAAUUUAAUGAAGUUGGCGAAAUAUUCUCCAUAUUUUUUGGCAACGUAUUAUAAUAUUACUUUCUUAUAAUCUGAGUACUGCAACUUUCACUGAUCGAUAUAUUUCCACUGGAACUACAGUGGUUCUAAUCGUAGUGUAAUAAAUCGUGACCUGACUCGGAUUUAUAUUCGAUUAUAAGUACUAUAUUUUCUGUGUUCCAGUUUAAAGCACGUACGGUUGUAUAGCAAAAAUAAAUCAAAUAUUUAUGGACA
Molecule: messenger RNA, 3429 nt
Organism: Linepithema humile (Argentine ant)
Lineage: Eukaryota; Metazoa; Arthropoda; Insecta; Hymenoptera; Formicidae
Gene: Rab40
Product: RAS oncogene family member Rab40
Biological process (GO): intracellular signal transduction; protein localization to plasma membrane
Cellular component (GO): endosome; synaptic vesicle; plasma membrane
Molecular function (GO): GTPase activity; GTP binding
Source: RefSeq, a predicted model, not a curated record